GCUAGAAUAGUCCGCUAUCGUAAGUCAUGGCUGGAAAGAAAGCGCUGGCAGCUCUGACUUGAAUGAAGCCAGCCUUACGUCAAGAGGGUGUGAUCCGUGUGGGUGUCCAGUUCGCAGUUUCAGCCUGUUCGGACUGUACACAGCGAAGUUAUCGCGUUCGGUUUUCCUUUCAGCACGUCCGUUAACGAGCUCCUCCGCCGAAGAUCAUGGAGAACGGAGAGACCACGAGCAAGCUAACUAGCUAACGUUAACCUGCAAGCCAGUUGAUAUCCGACGGAAUGGAAGAUGUGUUAGCUAGCUAGGGUUGGGUAAGAAAACGGUUUCCUGUUAUCGCUGGAGAGCUAGCUAGGUCGAGUCUGUCACCUCUGGGCUGAGGUUCGGCUGGCUGUUGACAGGAGAAGAUGCAGACCUUCCUGAGAGGUAGACGCGUGGGCUACUGGCUCAGCGAGAAGAAAAUGAAGAAACUAAAUUUUUUGGCCUUCGCUGACAUGUGCAGGAAAAGAGGGAUAGAAGUGGUUCAGCUUGAUCUGAGCCAGCCACUAGAAGAGCAGGGUCCGCUGGACGUCAUCAUCCACAAGCUGACGGACCUGAUCCUGGAGGCAGACCAGAAUGACACCCAGUCCCUGUUGUUGGUCCAGCGUGUGCAGGACUACAUAGAUGCUCACCCAGAGACUAUAGUCUUGGAUCCACUACCAGCCAUCAGAACCCUGCUGGACCGCUGCAAGUCCUACCAGCUAGUCCACCGAAUAGAGGACUGCAUGCAAGAUGAGCGGAUCUGCUCUCCUCCAUUCAUGGUGCUGAACAGUGAGUGUGGGCCAGACACAUUGGAGCAGAUCAAGCAACAUGGUCUUACAUUCCCCUUCAUUUGCAAAACACGGGUUGCACACGGAACCAACUCCCAUGAGAUGGCAAUCAUUUUUAGUGCUGAGGACCUGAAGGACAUUAAGCCCCCGUGUGUGAUCCAGAGCUUCAUCAACCACAAUGCAGUGCUGUAUAAGGUGUUUGUAGUGGGCGACUCGUACACUGUGGUUGAGAGACCCUCCCUCAAGAACUUUCCCUCUGGCCCAGCUGACAGAAAAGCUAUUUUCUUCAACAGCCAUAAUGUGUCCAAACCAGAGUCGUCCUCAGACCUUACCUCUAGAGAUAAUGUAGAAGGUGUUUCCCAACCGCCCAGUGAUGAUGUCAUCAGGGAGCUAUCUAGAUCUCUGAGACAGGCUUUGGGAGUGUCACUCUUUGGCAUCGACGUCAUCAUUAACAACCAGACAGGCCAACAUGCGGUCAUCGAUAUUAAUGCAUUCCCUGGAUAUGAGGGCGUUCCAGAGUUCUUCAACGAUCUCCUUAACCACAUUACCAGUGUCCUCCAAGGCCAGUCCUCCAACGACUGUCCCACUCCGCCCUCUGCUCAGCCCCCCUCUGGACAGCUAACAGCCCCGGCCUCAGGAGAGCGGAGCUGCGCCCCUUCGCAAGAAUGCUGCAGCCUGCUUGGCAAGGAAUCAGACAGCAGCAGCCCAUGGAUUGUGGAGGGUGAGGGAGGCCUGAAGGGUUCGUGCCAGAGACUGGGCUGCACCCCAGCCAUGUCCCCCAACUUCCAGCAGCACUGCGUGUCCACGAUAGCCACCAAGGCCUCCUCACAGUGACAGCCCCUCCCACCCCCCCACCCCUCACACACCCCCCACCCUUUUCCUCUGAACAAAUAGAGAAAAAGAAAGUGAAUAAUAAUAAAUAACAAUAAUUACUGAUAUUAAUAAUAUAUCUGUAAUCAGAAAUAAACCUUUUACUAUAUUGUUUAUGAUGGUGUUGAUAAUGGGGUGAUGGAUUCCUUUUGCCUUUCUGUAUUUUUUUUUUCUUUUCAGUCUAAUAACUCGCAGUACUGUAAUGUGAACUUUUGCGAAUUCAGCAUUGGUCAGCUGGUUUCUUCUAAUAUAUAUAUAUACGUUUGUCUGUUUUGUUUGUUUUAUUUUUGGAUCAUGUGGAGAAUGAGUGGAAAAUGGAGUUAACACACUAGGCAUUCGUAGCGAGAGGUCUGGCAUUGCUUAUGGCAGGAGGAGGGACUUAAUGUUGCAUUCAUUUGUCAGUGGACACAUAACCACCUAUAAAUCAGCCCUAGAAGAUUGCCAAGUUGUAAUGCCUUUGUGCUCCUUGUUAACUAUCAGUCCUGCGUUAAUAUGUCAUUGUGUAAGUGCAAAUCUCCCAGUCAGCUUCAAACUGAGAGCAAAACCGAUGGAAUAUAGCUACUUAUAAGGAAAAGAAGACCACCUUAUGUUUUCCUUUAGUGACCAUGGAAUGCAACUCGAAACCAUGGCUCUUCAGCUCAAAGCAGCUGAUCCUGUGAAAUUCAUAAAACUUUCAUAAAGCUUUAGUAAAAUAUUAUGACACUUGACUUUUUCUGUAUGAAUUUCUUUAUUUUGUGUAAAAUGAUAAACUGUGGGCGAACUGCAAAGUCAAGUGUCAUGAAUGUGUUUGAAAGAGUUAUGAAAGUAGACAAAUUUAAUACAUAAAAUGCAACAUUUAGAGUGUAUGGUUGUGUGUCUGUGCAUAUGUGUGUCUGUGUUUUUAACAGAAACUGUUGCAUUCCUGAAAUUCCAGUAUUUUGGGUGUAGUCUGGUGAAAUUGAAAUUGUUUUUGAACAGUACAUUUCUACAAAACAGCAUCCUCUUAAUUUAAAUCACACCCUUAGUUGAGAACAAAGAAUUGUUAUAUGGUAACUGUGUAUAUGGAGUCAAUUUGAUAUUUUGAAGUUGCACAGAAAGAGAAAUUUAACUCCAGGGCAAACGUUAAUGCCUGUAACAUAAGCAUUCCUGUUUUUAUUCCUGAGUCAAAGUAAUUUUCAGUUGUAUUCCUAUAUCUCAAACACAUGAGAAAGUAGUGAAUUAUCACUAUAAUUAUAAUAUUAGAGUAUAUUAUAGAAGUCCCAAUGACUUAUCUAAUUGGUAAAAGGCUUCAGUUGCUGAUUAAAUUGAUAGAAGGGAAAUGUCUGCGAGGAGUUGCAUUCCAAAGAGUGACUCAUUUAGCUUGUGUUGAGAACUGUAAUGAGGAGGCCAUGUGUUAAAGACUGGUCGGGUUCUCUUUCGGAAAAUGUCAAAUCCUGUUUUUUUUUCCCCUCCUGGUUUACCUGAAUGAAGGGCAUUUCUUUUACAGGCAUUACAGGUUUUAAAAUCUGUUGGUCAUGCAAAAUGUGCCAUCUCUGGCUGAUGUAUCUUUGUUGUGGAUGAUUCUACAGUCACUUGAUUUAAAUUAAUGUACUAAUUUUUGUUUACUUGCUAGUCAUGCUUUUUUUUAGUUAAUGUGUUAGUACAUGUUGCAAUAUCGGUGCUUUUUAACCAAGAUGGAAAAUCACUAAAACCAGUUUCAGUUCUCCAUGAUAUGGAUCAAACUAGAACAAAAUGGUGUGAAAGUUAAUUGAUUUUGACUGAUUCAAUGUUACUUUUAAAAGGCAAGUAACAGUUUAGCCUGUAAUCUGCAUAUGGAUAUUUAGUGGUUUACCUUUGAUUAGUAUUAUAUUUUUUUUAUUCUUUUUUUUUUUUUUUUUUUUUGACCAAACCAGGUUAUUCAUGUGGUCGAUCACAUACACAAGAAGCUCUUUUGUUUGUUUGUUUGUUUUUUCAUUGAAAACGUUGAAAACCGUUACAGAGGACUUUGCAGAUGCAGUCUGAAAAACUAACUUAUGAUGUUAAUGCUCUGCUGUGUUCAGUCAAUUCCCUUUUCAUACUUUAGGAACUGCUUUGGCUCAUUGGGAUGUAAAAAUAACACUGAAGCUUCUGAGUCUUUGAUUUGUAGCGAAGAACUCUGGUACUUCGACUGAGAGGAGCUUAAGGUGACUUCCUGUGUAGUGCUUUCCUUGACCUGUAGGAGUCCACUUUUAAGAGUGGAACCCUAAACCUUUUCCGUUCAGUGUGUAUAUACCAAAAUGUAAAAGCACCUUAGCACAAAAGUGAUUUCAGUGAUCAGCCUCCAUCAUUCAUUUACUGGAUUGUUUCUUUUUUUUCCUUUCUGCUUUGGUGGAAUAUGACACUUUUACCAAUUUGUGUCUGCCUAUCUAAUGGACAUUAUGAACUUAACAUAUUCAAACAUGUAUAGACAUGAAAUGAGUGCAGUUCUCUCCACUAAAGUUCUUUUGCCAAUCAUAGACUUGGUCAUAGAAUGAUUGGAAGAGUAUUUAUCUGACAGGUAGGAAUCAAAACCUUUAAAAUGUAAGGUUACAGUUUGCUGCAUGACCUAAUAUAGGCCUGAUUCUUAGCCUUGUGAGGUGGAGAGAGUAUGACAGCUUUGUACACUGCUCUACUUUGUGUCUCUUUAUUGUGCUCUUGCCUUUAUUGUGCUUUGAAAUGGAAAAAGACCCACCCUACUUAGUACUCCAACUUGUCAUUGUUCUUGACAUCCACUUGAAUGUUUACUUAGAUAUGAAAUAGACAAUGUAUGUAUACAGUGCACAACCCUACUAUAUCUGCAUACAUACAUUCAGAACAUGACGUACAGCAUAUUGCGUUUUGUAAGUUACAGAUCAAUCUACACUUUGUGAUUUCUUCCAGAUAAAACAUUUUAAAAAUUAA
This is a messenger RNA of Pygocentrus nattereri (red-bellied piranha), 4550 nucleotides long. It is a transcript of the gene itpk1b, whose product is annotated as inositol-tetrakisphosphate 1-kinase b. Gene Ontology annotation, biological process: inositol trisphosphate metabolic process. The record is from RefSeq and is a predicted model, not a curated record. Gene Ontology annotation, molecular function: ATP binding; inositol-1,3,4-trisphosphate 5-kinase activity; inositol-3,4,5,6-tetrakisphosphate 1-kinase activity. NCBI's taxonomy places the organism in Eukaryota, Metazoa, Chordata, Actinopteri, Characiformes, Serrasalmidae. Gene Ontology annotation, cellular component: cytoplasm. The coding region runs from base 402 to 1637 and encodes 411 amino acids. The transcript has 11 exons.